This is a messenger RNA of Durusdinium trenchii, 405 nucleotides long. The record is from the annotation of a GenBank genome assembly. NCBI's taxonomy places the organism in Eukaryota, Dinophyceae, Suessiales, Symbiodiniaceae.
AUGAAGGAGCUUCUGAAGCACGAGGUUCAUUCAGUGAUCAUCACCUCAGGUACCUUGUCACCCAUCAGCAGCACAGCAGAAGCCUUCGGCGUCCCUUUUCCGGUGGUGUUGGAGAACCGCCACGUCAUCAACCCACGAAAGCAAGUCUUUGGUGCUGUGCUCUCUGAGGGCCCCACCCAGGGGUCUUUGGAUGCAAGCUUCCAGCACCGAAACGAGAUGGCAUACAUCAAGGAGCUGGGGGCCACGGUGAAGCGUCUUGCCGGAAGCGUACCGGACGGUGUGCUCUUGGCCUUCUCGUCCUAUGGCAUGAAGGACAGCAUCCUUGAGUCUUGGCGCCAGCUGGGCCUCCUUGAGGAGAUUGCGCGAGAAAAGCCUGUCUUCGAGGAGCCCAAGGUGAAGGGUUGA